Molecule: messenger RNA, 1712 nt
Organism: Radiomyces spectabilis
Lineage: Eukaryota; Fungi; Mucoromycota; Mucoromycetes; Mucorales; Radiomycetaceae
Product: cystathionine beta-synthase
Exons: 7
Coding region: 118-1614 (498 amino acids)
Cellular component (GO): cytoplasm
Molecular function (GO): cystathionine beta-synthase activity; cysteine synthase activity
Source: RefSeq, a predicted model, not a curated record
GUUUCGCCGAUGGCAAUCAAUUAAAGUCACGCGCCUUUGCAGGAUUUAGCAUCAAUUGGGGAGCGCCUUGGGUUCAUUUUUACCCUUUUUAUUUUAUUUUACCCACGUUCUUGAACCAUGGUCGACAUUAAAAAAACACCUGUGAGUUAUGAAGGAUUCCACCAUGAAUCACUCACGCCCAAGCCAAAGAUUAUGAACACCAUCCUUGACAACAUUGGCAAUACACCUCUUGUGCGUAUCACCAAGAUUGCAAAAGAGGAGGGCCUUCAGUGCGAAUUAUUGGCCAAAUGUGAAUAUUUCAAUGCUGGUGGCUCGGUCAAAGAUCGCAUUGCUAAGCGUAUGGUGGAGGAAGCAGAGAGAGAGGGCACCAUUAAACCUGGCGUCAGCACCAUUAUUGAACCCACUUCGGGUAACACAGGCAUUGGAUUGGCGUUGGCGGCAGCAGUGAAGGGGUACCGAGUGAUUAUCACCAUGCCGGAAAAGAUGUCGCAAGAAAAAGUCGAUGUUCUCAAGGCCUUGGGGGCAGAAAUUAUUCGCACGCCGACUGAAGCUGCAUGGGAUGCGCCUGAAUCGCAUAUUGGAGUGGCUAGAAAGUUGAGGGACGAAAUUCCCAACGCGGUGAUUCUCGAUCAGUAUGGCAACGCUUACAAUCCUGUAGCACAUUAUGACACGACUGCCGAGGAAAUUUUGCGUGAUUGUGACGGCAAAAUUGAUAUGUUGGUCGCUGGUGCCGGUACAGGCGGUACCAUUACCGGUUUAGCUCAAAAGUUGAAGGAAAAAUGCCCCAACAUCAAGAUUGUUGGCGUGGAUCCUCACGGAUCUAUUCUUGCUCAACCCGAUUCUUUAAAUACAGAGACAGGGGGUUAUCAAGUAGAGGGUAUCGGUUACGAUUUUGUGCCGGAUGUGUUGCAACGUUCCCUGGUGGACGAAUGGUACAAGUCCGAUGACAAAUCGUCUUUCCUUAUGGCGCGACGCUUGAUCCGCGAUGAAGGCCUUCUUUGCGGUGGAUCCUCCGGUACCGCCAUGUCAGCGGCCGUCAGGGUAGCCAAAGAGUUGAAGCCUGGACAGCGAUGUGUGGUUAUUUUGCCGGAUUCUGUGCGCAACUACAUGACCAAGUUUUUGAACGACGAUUGGAUGAGAAAGAACGGUUUCGCCGAUGACAAGUUUGAAGAGCAGAGUAGCGAAGGCAAGGCACACAAAGAUUACCGAGGGGCGACGGUGGGCGAUCUGCAGCUGAAACCGGCUGUCACCAUCACUGCAGAGACGUCCUGCAAGGAUGCCAUUGAAUUGAUGCAGAAAUACGGUUUUGACCAACUGCCAGUGACAUCGGAACCCAAGCGACGACUCCAAGGGCUGGUUACCAUGGGCAAUAUUUUGUCUCGUAUUGCCUCGGGCCGUGCUGCGCCUUCUUCGGCUGUGACGGAAGUCAUGUACCAUUUCAACCGCAGCAGCAACAAAUUCCAGUUGAUUACCGUGCAUACACCGUUGGAACAUUUGACACGAUUCUUUGAGAACCAUUCCAGUGUAUUGGUCACUACAGAGGAAGGGGAAGUGAAACAUGUCGUGACCAAGGUCGACCUUUUGGCCUAUCUGGUCAAAGAUGCGAGAUCAUGAUAAAAAUGUAUUUUUUUUUUUUUUUUUUUUUGGGAUUGAUCAAUGAUAUUGAGAUUUUCCAACGGUCUUUUGCGGACUUUUUAUUAAAAGAUCCAAUC